GAGCGUUGCACGUAAAAAACUACAUUUCCCAGAUUGACAGUUGACAGUCCGUGACGUCAGAUUCAAGCGCCGAUCACUACAAGUCUUUGAGGGGAUCCUUGUUAGCUACAUGUUAAAGGCAAAAUACUGAGUAGUCACCAUGGUGAUGAAGUCGGCUGUUGAGGAUGAUGAUGCUGGCUGGGGGCUGGGCAUCCCAGAAAAGAUGAAGAACAAUGCUAACUGGGUUGAUAUUACACAUGAAUUCAAAGGCGCAUGCAAAGAGUUGAACCUUGGAGAGUUGCUUCAUGACAAACUGUUUGGCCUGUUUGAGGCCAUGUCCGCCAUAGAGAUGAUGGAUCCUAAGAUGGACGCAGGAAUGAUUGGAAACCAGGUCAACAGAAAAGUGCUAAACUUUGAGCAAGCCAUUAAGGAAGGUGCCAUCAAGGUGAAAGACCUUAGUCUUCCUGAACUUAUCGGCAUCAUAGACACAUGUUUCUGCUGUUUGAUCACAUGGUUGGAGGGUCACUCCCUGGCGCAGACUGUGUUUACCUGCUUGUACGUCCAUAACCCUGAUCUGAUUGAGGAGCCAGCCCUCAAAGCCUUUGCCCUGGGUAUCCUGAAGGUGUGUGACAUCGCCCGAGAGAAGGUCAACAAAGCUGCUGUGUUUGAGGAGGAGGACUUCCAGGCCAUGACCUAUGGCUUCAAGAUGGCCAAUAACGUCACAGACCUGCGGGUGACAGGUAUGCUGAAAGAUGUGGAAGAUGAGUUGCAGAGGAAGGUUAAGAGCACACGCAGUCGGCAGGGUGAGCAGCGAAACCCGGAGGUCGAGCUGGAGCAUCAGCAGUGUUUGGCACUUUUCAACAGAAUCAAGUUCACACGCCUCCUACUGACAGCACUCAUCACUUUUACCAAGAAAGAGACUAGUUCGGUGGGUGAGGCCCAGAAGCUUGUGGCUCAGGCAGCUGACCUCCUAUCAGCCAUUCAUUCCAGUAUUCAGCACGGCAUUCAGUCACAGAAUGACACCACUAAAGGAGACCACCCCAUCAUGAUGGGCUUCGAGCCGCUGGUAAACCAGAGACUGCUGCCACCUACCUUUCCUCGCUACGCCAAGAUCAUUAAGAGGGAGGACAUGGUGGCCUAUUUUGGCAAACUCAUAGAACGCAUCAAGACAGUCUGUGACGUGAUCAACACCACCAACCUGCAUGGCAUACUGGACUUCUUCUGUGAGUUCAGCGAGCAGUCUCCCUGUGUGCUCUCCAGAUCUCUCCUUCAAACAACGUUCCUGAUUGAUAAUAAGAAAGUAUUUGGGACCCACCUGAUGCAGGAUAUGAUUAAAGAUGCUCUGAGAUACUUCGUCAGCCCGCCUGUCCUGUCAUAUAAGUGUUGUCUGUUCAACAACCACCAGGCCAAGGACUACAUUGACUCCUUUGUUACACGCUGCUCUAGGCCAUUCUGCAGUCUGAUCCAGAUUCACGGACACAACCGAGCUCGACAGAGAGACAAGCUGGGUCACAUUCUUGAAGAGUUUGCCACGCUGCAGGAUGAGGCAGAGAAGGUGGACGCAGCCUUGCAUAGCUUGCUGAUGAAACUUGAGCCUCAGCGACAGCAUCUAGCCUGUCUCGGCACCUGGAUCCUCUACCAUAACCUGAGGAUCAUGAUCCAGUAUCUGCUGAGUGGCUUUGAACUGGAGCUGUACAGCAUGCAUGAGUACUACUACAUCUACUGGUACUUGUCAGAGUUCCUCUAUGCAUGGCUGAUGUCCACUCUGAGCAGAGCCGACUCCUCUCAGAUGGCUGAGGAGCGGAUUCUGGAGGAGCAGCUAAAAGGACGAAGCAGCAAAAAGACCAAGAAGAAGAAAAAAGUUCGCCCUCUCAGCAAAGAAAUUACCAUGAGUCAAGCAUACCAGAACAUGUGUGCUGGCAUGUACAAGACGAUGGUAGCUUUGGAUAUGGACGGGAAGGUGCGUAAGCCUCAGUUUGAGUUAGACAGCGAGCAGGUUCGCUAUGAGCAUCGCUUCGCCCCCUUCAACAGCGUGGUCACCCCGCCACCUGUGCACUACAUCCAGUUCAAGGAGAUGUCUGAUCUGAAGAAGUACAAUCCCCCACCCGGCUCUGCUGACCUCUACCUGGCUGCCAGCAAACACUUCCAGCAGGCUAAACUCAUCCUAGAAAAUGUGCCUAGCCCGGACCCCGAGGUGAACCGUAUACUGAAGGUGGCCAAGCCAAACAUUGUAGUCAUGAAGCUCCUGGCUGGAGGGCACAAGAAGGAGACCAAGGUGCUCCCAGAAUUUGACUUCUCAGCUCACAAGUACUUUCCUGUGGUCAAGAUUAUCUGAUUCUGCUCCGCAGCGCGGGUCGAUACGAGUUUCACCAUGAAGACCAUCAGCCAUAAAGGCCGUACCUUCACCUUAACAAGUGUGCAAUGGCCCUGAACCAGUCCAUGUCUGAACAAUGUGUGUGACGCACCUAGCUGUAAAGGAGUGUUUGACACACCCCAUUUGUUUUGUGUUUUUGUCUUCACCUGAAUGAAAGAUGUGGCAUGAGAAUCCAGACCAGAGAACUCACAACUGAACCAGAAUGAGUGACAAUAUCUACAUCUGCAUUGUUUGAGGUGUGAGUGUGUGUGAGUGUGUGUGAGUGAGAGAGUCAGACACAAUUCAAGGUGCUUUUGCGCAAAAAACUGGCCAAUGAAAUGUUUUAUAAGCUGCCUCCAGAAAAGUCUUGUAUUGAUAAUCGGUGCAUAUCAUUCAAACAUAUGAAAGUUUUGAUGUAUUUAUGUGCUUAUCUGAAUGAAAAUGUUGGUCCUAAAAAAAAAAAC
Molecule: messenger RNA, 2796 nt
Organism: Larimichthys crocea (large yellow croaker)
Lineage: Eukaryota; Metazoa; Chordata; Actinopteri; Sciaenidae
Gene: naa35
Product: N-alpha-acetyltransferase 35, NatC auxiliary subunit
Exons: 23
Coding region: 140-2314 (724 amino acids)
Biological process (GO): N-terminal peptidyl-methionine acetylation
Cellular component (GO): NatC complex
Source: RefSeq, a predicted model, not a curated record